This is a messenger RNA of Notechis scutatus (mainland tiger snake), 704 nucleotides long. RefSeq names its product mitochondrial contact site and cristae organizing system subunit 13 (gene MICOS13). Gene Ontology annotation, cellular component: mitochondrial crista junction; MICOS complex. Lineage: Eukaryota; Metazoa; Chordata; Lepidosauria; Squamata; Elapidae. The record is from RefSeq and is a predicted model, not a curated record. Gene Ontology annotation, biological process: cristae formation.
GCGAGAGGAGGAGGGGGGGGGCGGUCCCUCGCAGGAAACGGCGCGGUCGGGCGCAAGGGCUGCCCUUGGAAGAGGCAUCGGUCCGUCAUGGCGCCCCGCACGUUCCCUUUGGUCAAGUUGACGGCCAAAGCAGGACUGGCCGGCGGUGCCCUUUACCUGGUUUACUCCCAGGGGCUGCUGGGGAGCAGCGAUAAAGGCGCCCAUGCCCUCCACAAAGCCAAAGCAGCUGUUACUCCGGCGGUGGAAGAAUGGACAAAGUAUUUCGGUUGGCAGCUUCCAGCGGUUCCAAAAACUGAAUUUUCCCUCUGCGAUGCCUGGAACUCAGGGGUCCGUACGGUCAUAAGUGCCCUUUCCAUCGCCCCAACCAAGGGCUGCGAAUACACACAACAAGGAUGGAAAUACAUCAAGGAGCUUGCGAAAUGAAGGCAGCUGGAGCAGCGUUGCGUUCUCUUGCCGUCCAGCAGAAAUCACUCCGUCCAGCUUUGCAGAAAGUGUAACCCUGCUUUAACAACCAGGGUUAUAAAAAAAAGCCGCCGGCAGGGUUACAUUUUAUUUCUGGGUUCAUCAGACUCUUCUGGCUCUUGAUUUCUGUAUUUGGCAAAGCCAAUCCUAGGUCGGGAUAGAGCGGUUGGCCCCCCCACCCUCUCCCCGUUCUCUUGGCCACGUUACCAAAUUAAAGUUGGAAUGUUGUGGGUUUGCAAAAA